Paecilomyces variotii is the source of this 946-nucleotide messenger RNA. RefSeq names its product putative C2H2 finger domain protein. The transcript has 3 exons. Gene Ontology annotation, molecular function: nucleic acid binding; zinc ion binding. NCBI's taxonomy places the organism in Eukaryota, Fungi, Ascomycota, Eurotiomycetes, Eurotiales, Thermoascaceae. The coding region runs from base 327 to 680 and encodes 117 amino acids. The record is from RefSeq and is a predicted model, not a curated record.
ACACGGCCAUGAGGGAUAACCGGAAACGUCAUAGAUUACCAUACAGCGCUGGUGGUACGGAUCGGUACCGUAUCGACCCACCUCCCUGCAACCAGUCCGAGCCAGAGCCGAGGCCCGCCGACGGUCGCCAGCCUCUCCCCAGCUGCCAAUAACCAAAGAGGCAUAAAAAUUUGACCGACAGCUAAAAUCAUUGAAUUAGGUCGCGAGCACGCAGACCCGCAACCCGCAGGGUCCAGAAAUCGAACUAUCCUUCCGCUUAUCGGUAAAAUUAUUUGCGACACUGCGAUAGAGUGCAUCGUGCUGGAUAUCGAUCCCAGACAUCCAAAAUGGGCGCGGUAAGAAGGAUCAAGACGAAGCGGAUGACGAGGGGCUAUGACCAGGUCCGCGCAGACCUUGACUCGUCCAAGCACCUCCGACAAUACAAGGCCACGAAAGAUGCGGAAGAUCUACCUGGUCUAGGAAAGCACUACUGUGUUGAGUGCGCCAAAUGGUUUGAGAGCGAAUACAAUCUCAAGGCGCAUACGAAAGGCAAAAACCACAAGAGAAGGGUGCGAAUUCUGCGCGAGGAAACAUAUACCCAGAAGGAUGCUGAAGCAGCCGUGGGAUUGGGAGUUGAUAAUGGCAUUCGUUCCCAGGGACUAGCAUCGUCCAUGGACAUGGACGAUUCCAACCAGAGCUGAAGCACAAUAACAUGGUGAAGGAGCAUAUCCGUCGUGGUCCAUUAUCACGGGCCCUCAAAAAAAAAUAGUUUUCAACGGGGAUGAUCGCCAAAAUUAGACGCAACAAUCUUCCGAGCCCAACUCCCAAGCCAUAGUCUAUUCUCGGCGACGGCACAUCAGACCCUAUUGGGAAGGACACGAUUGGCCAUACUCAGAAAAGGGAUUACGGAUGGAAGAAAACUGAGGUUACCCGCUGUAACUACCGAUUUCAGGCGCAUUGUGCAGGG